AUGCCGAUAUCUCUUGAUCAGUUAAUUGAAAUCAUUCAAGAGUUAUUCAGCACGGAUACUGAUCAAAGAUCUGAUGCAGAACUCUUACUGUCACAAAUAAAGUUCAGAGAAUUUGACAAUUACAUUGAUUUACUGAAUUCAAUUUUAAUAAAUUCAUCACAGUAUUGUUUAAUCGCACUGAUAUUGCUUAAAAACGAAUUACAACACACAGAAAACAAGAAUUUUCUUAAUGUUGAUCAAUUUUGGCUUCCAAUUUCCAAUAAUUUGCAACAAAUUUUGCAAACUCUUGCAGCAAGUGAAGCAUCACUCAACAACAUAUCAGCAUACAUUACUCAAAUUGCCAUUUUCGAUACAGAGAAAUACAAAAACACAAUCUUUCCUUUUAUUUUAUCUUUAUUUUCUGAUGAACAAUAUAUAUUACUCGCAUUAGACAUACUCACCGAGUUAUACUUAUUGAAUGAUGAUAAAAUCCCGCUUGAUACACGCAAAAUCAUUGAAUUUUGUGAUUUUAAUUUAUCAAACCAAAAUCUAGAACUUAUUAAAUACCAAAUGAAACUACUCUUUGCAAUGAUAAAUCACUCCCCACAAAUAGAAGCUUUACAAUCAUUAUUUCUCAAUAUUUCUUUAAUUACUCCUGAAUUAGUUGAAACUUUUCUUGAUUUAUGCAUUGACUUAGAUUCAAGUUGCUCUGCAUUUUGCAAAGACAUAUUUCCACAGAUUGCUCCAAAAAUUUUCGAAUUUAUAAAUUUUGAAGACACAGAAAUAAAUUCUAUAACAACAAAGUCAAUAUAUUUCCUUAUACUGGAGUCAGAAUGCAUCAAGAAUGACCAAAACAUGCUAAACGAAGUUCAAAAACUUUUACAAAUAUAUUUUCUCAAAAAAUUUCAAUCAGAUGAGCCAUUAGAUGAAGACAUCAUUUACAAUAAACUAUAUGACUUCUAUUACGGCAUUUCUAUCUAUCAUUCUAUACCUUUAAUACAAAAUAUGAUUAAUUCAAAUUUUUCUGACAUUUCUGAAGUUUAUCCAACACUAAUAUUUAUCUCUCAGUUGAACUCGUUUGCAUUUACGUGUGAAAAAUCCAUAAUUUUGCCAUUUUUUGACUUUGCUCUUAAUUUUACUUCUCCAGGCGUCCAUCCGAAAAUUUUAUGGGCAGCAUUCAACUGUAUAUACGCUUUAUCAUCAAAAAUCAAUUCAGAAGAAGUUUACGACAAAUUAAUAAAUUUAUUUCCAAAUGUUAUCCAAAUUUUGGAAAACACAAGUGUUGUUAAGCUAUAUUUGCAAUCACUGGUAUCAGUUAUGAUUAAUUCUCAGUUAGAUUUCGAAAAAUUUAAUUCUGAAAUUUUCUCAUGGUUAAUUUCAACACAGCAUGAUCCUUCAUAUAUAAAUGAAGUUAUCAUAUGCAUUGGAGCAUAUUUAGACUGCUUUAACUUCAAUAUGAAAGAUUAUAUCAAUGAUAUCAUUCAAUACUUGACAAAUAUCAUAUCAGAAUGCGAUACAGACACGUGUAUAUCCAUUAUUGAUGUAAUUGCUGAGAUUUGUGGCAUUUUCGAGAAUUUUGUCGAAGGAUCUGAAAUUUUCUCAAAAUAUUUAGAUGCAGCUUUCGAACUACUUGAAAAAGAAACUGAUAUAAAGGUAGUGUCUUCAAUUAUAUCAUCGAUAAACAAUUUUAUUAUUCUUGGAAAAGAAUAUGUUCAAGAUUCCAUUAAUUUCCACCUUCCUGCUCUUCUUUCUGCAGCAGCUUCCGAGCUAAUAACCACAGAAUUUAAAUUAUCAGAUGGAAUCACAGAAAUUCCAGGAUAUUCCUUGUUUUUCAAAAAUGAUUCAAUUAAUUGUUUUCUCAAAAAUGAAUGCGUAAUCGAAAUAUGCACUGCUUUAAGGAUAAUUCCAAUGAUCAUUAACUAUUUUAAAGCUGAUUUCCCUUAUAAAAGUGAAUUAACACAAAUUUGCAUAAAUCACUUGAGCCAACCUAUUGUUCCUAGUUCCAUUGGCAAUUUAUGCUUAACAAACUUGGAUUCACUUCUGAAAACCGAUCAAAAUCCACUUGAAAUCGCAAAUUUAGUUUUAGAUUUGAUUUCUAACAUGACUAUAGCAGAAGGACUACAAAAAGAAGCAGAAUCAAUUUUCUUGAAAAUCCUGCUUUUAAUCAAGGCAAAUCCUGAAAUCAAAGUUGAAGAAAAUUUAAUUUUUAUUUGUCUACAAAAUUUAUGUAUGAACUUCCCUAAGUUUUUAGGAGAUACCGAUAUUUCAGAAUAUAACGAAAUCAAUGACCCAUACUCGACAUUGAGAGAAAUUUUCAUUUUAUUGUUUGAAAUUUUGCCGAAUGUCGCAAUACAAGAGUUCGAAACCAUAUUUAAUGAUGAUUUCAUUGAUGAAGCACUAGAUCAUUCCAACUCUUUUGCCUUUUUCAUGCAUAUUGUCCCGAUUUACAUGUCUGUUUCAAAUAAUUAUUCAUUUUUUGAUCGAAUGAAAGAAAUAAUACAGCAAUCGAUAUCUUCAAACGAAGUACAACAGAUAAUGAUCGCUUUGGACUCUUUAGAAUUAAUUGUUUCGAAUAUUCAAUUUGAUACAGAAAAUUUGCAGUAUUUUUAUGAUCUAAUAAGCUCCACAUUUCAUAAUAAAGAUGGGGUUCUAGAUGAAGCUGAUGAAAUCGAUAUUUUUGACAUUUCAAAGAUUAUUUUAACGAAAUUGCUUUCUAAAUACGAAAACAUCCUUAAUAAUCCAGUCAUAAUUGCUGAAUGGUUUGGAAUAGCUCAACCUGAUUUUGCUUCUCCCAAAAAUGAUGUAAUUUUCCAGUUUUUGUUUGAUCAUUUUAAUAAUAUUGUUCAAAUCGUUGGAAAUGAUGAAAUCAUUAAAUUUAUCCAAUAUAAUAUUAAUAGGCGAUUUAUUAAAGGCGAGAUGCUAAAGAAUUAUCAAGAUUUAAUCAAAAAUUUAUGA
Molecule: messenger RNA, 2934 nt
Organism: Trichomonas vaginalis G3
Lineage: Eukaryota; Parabasalia; Trichomonadida; Trichomonadidae
Exons: 1
Coding region: 1-2934 (977 amino acids)
Source: RefSeq, a predicted model, not a curated record